CGAUGACUGAAGGUCUAGAACCUGCCCCAUCUGCCCGAGUCUGGACUCUCCAAGUACUCAGUACCUUUCCUCUAGCUGUGCCCGCCAUACUCUGGCCGAGUACCCGCUACGUCCGCCCCCAUUUUCUCGUCCUCCCCUUACUCUCAUUCUUCAACUCGUCGACUCCCUCCUCAUCAACACAGUCCUCCUUCGAUCCUUCUUGCGCUUCAUUCAAUCCUUCAUCGUCAUCCUCCACCGACCAUCAUCGCUCUCCUUCCUCCGCUGCUCCCUUCCCACCCUCUCCUCCCUCCGUCUGCUCCCCACUCUAGUUAGCUCGGAACUCUUCAUAUGCCGUCCGCUGUCGCUCUCCGCCCUCCCGACCGGAACGACUGGAUUCACUGGAUGCAUUCACAGCAGUGCAAUGGACGGCGUGGGCUUGCAACUGCCCUCCUAGAUGAUCGGAAUAUGCAUACCUCCCGCGCAGCCUUGAAAAUUGAUACCGACCGUCGAUUCUCCCACCACACCGUGCCCGACUUAACCAACGAGGGCCCCAGUCCAGCCAAGCUCCGCCGACGAGCAUCCCAAGGAUCCCUGCGCACCAAGCCAUCACCCGUAUCCCGCUUUCUAUCCAAAAGCAGCGUGGCCGUCCACUUUCCUUCCUGGGACCAACGCAGUUCCUCUCCGGUCCUGUCAUCGCGAAAUCGCUCGGCUGAUUCCCGACUGCGCUUGUCCACCACCGUAUCUCGUGGGCCGAAACCGUUGACGGCUCAUACCCGUUCUCCUUCAGUAUCUUCAUCGCCCUGGAAUUCUCCCCCCUCUUCUUUUCCGUCGGAUUACCCGUCUACUUUGCCGCCUACGCCGCCGGAGGACGAUAGCCACAUCGCGUGGAAUCCCCAGUCGGAGAUGCUACUGUUUGAUGAUCAACCGCACCGGGAGGCCGGCUCUUCGGCCCUGAUGGAUGAGGGUUCCGGGAUAGGCACUUCGUCAACGGGUCGUUCUGACACUUUGAGCAGUCCGUCUGACGGGUCUACUCGUGGAUCUUUGAGCUCUGGCGGUAGCCCGGGUCCUCAGGACGAAAUGGAUUUGCAACAGGAUGUAGGAUCGUGGCUGGACCAUGGUAUCAAUGCGACUGUAUCUUCAUUGGGGAUGUCUAACCCGCGAGGCGAAGCUGUCAAGAUUGUCUCGCAAACACUUCCAUACCCACGACCUUCCGACCAGUCGAUUUCUGUUCCAAGGAACGACAGCAUCUUCUACUCCAUUGUCCGAGCUGUGCACAACCACCUGCAACCGGGCCACUCCCCAUAUAUUAAUGUCACACACGCCGUCCCCGAGCAAUUCAGCCUCUCCAACCUCCCCCACUCUCCUCCCAGUACCCCUCGCUCUCCCACGGCUGCCGAUGCGUACUUCAACGCAUCCGUCUUCUCCAGCGCUGCCGUUGUAGGUGCCUACCAUGACUAUCGUGGGCCCAUCCAACGGCAGAUUGCACAUGCUCCGAUGCCCAUUGUCCCACCCCACAGUGUUCAUAUUUCCGUUCUUGAGCGGUACCUUCCUCCACCAUCUGCUCAAGAGUACCGUGAUGUCUUUUGCGCUACUCGACCAUCCUUCCUGGUGGAUCGUCUUUGUGAGCUCUCCCCAGACGGUGGCUCUCUUCUCUUUGUCUAUCCCACCAAGAAGGGUGCCUCGACUUUCAAGUCCCAAUACUUGGGUCCACUUCUUGACCCCCUUCUGCGCCAGCUGGUCGUAGUCAAUGGUCUGUCUGCCGAUGUGGGCCGCUAUCUGGGUAAACUCUCCACUGUCUCUAUGAUGGACGACUUUGCCACGAUGAAGGCCAACAUUGUUGCCCUCUGUGAGGAUCUGAGUUCUUCAUCCUCGCAGUUCCACGUUGCGGACGCCGGCAAGGCCAGCGUUCAUCUGGACCGUGAUCUCUGGGUGGAAUGGUAUAUCCAUCAAGAGAAGGCCCGGAUGAAGGAGGUACUGAGCCUGUACUGCCAGAAUGGCCGCCGUCCACCGGUCAACAAGGCCCUGGCUAACAGUGGCUCCGGCGGUCUCAUGCCUGACAAAGAGGUUACCUCUUCCAUGCUUCUCAGUGAGAUCUUCGACGGCAUUCGCAAGCGCCACUAUGGCGAGGACAAUGAGCCUCAGGGUGGUGUUGAGCUGGGUGUCUUCGUGAUCCGACGCACCCACUCAUGAACCUCCUUUUCUACCCUCAAUACCUAUCACCGCUUUCCCGAUAUAUUCAUCUCUCCUACUCCUACCCUUUCUUAUACACAUAUCAAUUUUUUAAAGCGCAACCAAAAUGUUUCUUUCUUUCUUUCUUUCCCCGGCGGCCUCGGUGCGAGGCUGCAACGAAUGUCAUACUGGACCCUGGCGAGUGGUUCUUGGAGUUGGAUGUCUGUCUUUUCUUAUCUCGUUGCCUUAUUUUCCCGGGCUCGAGUUUUUGGUGCUUUCCCCCCUUCCUCUUGCAUUUUCCCCUGGUUGGAUUGAAGCGAACGUGAAUACCCAUGAUGUUGGUCCUUGUUUUCUUUUCUGUGGCAGAUGGAGAUGAAGGUUUCGGUUGUUGGAUCCCUGGUAAUGGAUAUAGCGACAAAAAAUACAUGAUGAAAUUGAGUAUAUGUGAA
Molecule: messenger RNA, 2597 nt
Organism: Penicillium brasilianum
Lineage: Eukaryota; Fungi; Ascomycota; Eurotiomycetes; Eurotiales; Aspergillaceae
Source: the annotation of a GenBank genome assembly